Messenger RNA from Drosophila suzukii, 5135 nucleotides. RefSeq names its product Ecdysone-induced protein E74 (gene Eip74EF). The record is from RefSeq and is a predicted model, not a curated record. NCBI's taxonomy places the organism in Eukaryota, Metazoa, Arthropoda, Insecta, Diptera, Drosophilidae. Gene Ontology annotation, cellular component: nucleus. Gene Ontology annotation, molecular function: sequence-specific DNA binding; DNA-binding transcription factor activity, RNA polymerase II-specific. Gene Ontology annotation, biological process: cell differentiation; regulation of transcription by RNA polymerase II.
GUCGAGCGAGCGAGCCCCAUUCAGUCCGCCGAUUUGCCACCUCUCUCUCUCUCCGCCUCUCCAUCGCGCCUCUUCGCUCUUUUGCACCUGUGCAAGUGUGUGUUUCUCCCGCGGUGCGUGCUGUGUGUGUGUGUGUGCGUGAGCGGGGGGCACUGGGUGCACUGGUAUUGGGGCAUCGGUGAGUGGGGCGCGCGCGCGCUUUUGCUUGCCGCAGCAUCGCAGUCGACGUCGCUGCUGGCGUCGGCGUUGGCGUCGCCGUCGACGUUUGUUGUUUGCGCCUAACAAACACUCGCAGCGGUUUUUGUGCUGACUUUAGAUUUUAGUUUUGCUGAUACCGUAAGAGAUAAAUGACGUGCCGCCGCGGAGCGACGAAUUAGCGGCCCAAAACAGAAAUCCAGCAGUCAAAACACAAACAGUUAAAUAGCAAAAAAAAAAACAGAAGCAAGCAACAAGCAAAUGUUUGUUUGGCCCACCAGCAAACAUAAUGUAAUAGCUUAAAAAUAGCAAAAAUGUGUUUAAGUUUAAGCCAGAAAGUUAGUCUAAAAACGUCCACGAUUAGUGCAAAAAAGUUCAAAAUGUUAUGAAAGUUUUCGAAAUCAAACAAAUACCUCAGCCGUAAAAAGAAGUAGAAACAAACAAACAAAAACAACGAACCGAGUGCAAAAACUUAGUGCAAUUUCUCCAACAGAAAAUAAAAAGUAAAGAAAGAAAAGUAAAUCCCCCAAGAGCAGACAUAAGAAUCAUGUCUAGAGUGUGAAACGUUGCGUAUACGCAAUAUCGCUGAACCCCAUUAGCGCAGACAUCACGCAUACGCCGCGUCGUGCAAAAUGAUUAUGGUGCAACAUUUGGUGGCCGCCUCGGCGCACAAUUUCGCCAGCCAGGCGGCGGCGGCCCUCGUCAAUGUGUCCAGCUCCAGUUCCAGCUCUAGUUCCAGUUCGAGUUCGAGUUCGAGUUCCUCCUCCUCGCUGUCCCUCUCGUCCUCCUCCAGCAGCUCCUCGCUGUCAUCGGCCACGCCCACGCCGGUGGCCUCGCCCCUGACGCCCACAUCGCCACCGCCGGCAGCAGCCGCUCCAGCAGAAGCCUCACCGCCAGCAGGAGCUGAGUUGCAUGAGGAGGAGUUGGAGCAAAAGCAGGAGGAUGCAACGUUAAAGGAUCGGGAUGAAAAGAAGGAGGAGGAGGAGGUCAUUGGGGAGGAACCAGGUGCCAUAGUUGAUACCGAGUCAGUGAUGGCGCGGCAAAGUCCAAGUCCAGCUGCGUCCACCAAAGUCCCCGAGUCACUAGAAGAGAUUUCCCCCAAAUCGCCUCCACCCAAAAAGGAGCAGUCGGAGGAGGAGGAGGAGGAGUCCGAGUCCAUAGCCUCCGACUGUCGCGAGUUCAAAGUGCUCUACAAUCACCUGAGGCAGCAGCAGCAGCAUCAUCCCGCCUCCGCCCCCGCACCCUCCUCGCCGGACAAGACGCGCAGCACCCUGGACGAUGUGUCCAAGAUCCUGUGGGAGCGUAAGCAGCAGUUGCAGCGCAGCUCGGUGAUCACCGCGGCACCCACUGUGCACCAUCAGCAGACCCAGCAGCCGAUGAGCGACAUCGAGGACGAGGAGACGCUAGAGGAUGUGGACGAUGCGGAUGCGGAUGUGGAGGCAGAUGCCGAGGACGAGGAGCUGCUGGAGCAGUACCAGGAUGGCUACGACUCCCCGCUGGACCUGUCGCUGGGCAGCGCCACAAGUGUGGCCGCUUCAGCUGCCGCUGCAGCCGCUGCCGCCUCGGCGGCCAGUCGACGACGCGGACGCACUUACUCCGGCACGGAAUCCGACGACUCCGCGCAGUGCGAGCGGGCGAGGAUGCGCCUCAAGCCGGAGCGCAAGGCGGAGCGAUCGGCGGCCUACAAGAAGAGCUUGAUGAAGCGAUACUACACUGAAAUUCCUAUUGUCAAACAAUCGACGAGUCCGGCACCGCAACAGCAACACCAGCAACAGCAACACCUGCAGCAGCACCAGCAACAGCAGCCGCUCAAUGCGACCACCUUCGCCGGCGCCACCGCCCUGCUCCACAUCAAGACGGAGCAGAAUGCGCUGCUUACGCCGCUCCAGCUGCAACAACAGCAGCAGCAACAGCAGCAGCAGCAGCACAGCCUACACGGUGCAGCGGGCAACGGUGGCAGCAACAACGGCAACAGUGCCCACCAGCAGCAACAACCGCUGGCCAUACCGCACCGCCCGCUGCUCCACAAUUUGCUCAGCGGCGGUGCCAUCCACAAUCCGCACCACAGAAACUACACGACGGCCACAACAGGUUCAUUUCCGCCCAGUCCCGCGGACAGCGGCGUCUCCGACGUGGACAGCUCCAGUUCCGGUGGCCAGCCCUGCGCCGACGAGCUGAAGGCGCGUCUCGGGAUGCCGGCGGCCACCUCGGCGUCGGCAGCGGCCGCAGCAGCGGCGGCGGCAGCGGCAGCGGCACACCUGCACACGGGCACCUUUCUGCAUCCGAAUUUAUACCAGAACAAUGCGGCGAAUUCGCUGCGGAACAUAUGGAAUCGCAGUGUUGGGGUGCCCGACAACUAUUACGGAAGCAGUGCCGCCGGCAGUGGGAGCGGCCAGCCAGGUGGGCCAGGCAACCCCCAAACGCCGGGCUACCUGCCAACGUCCUACUUCAACGCCCCAACAGCAGCGGCGGCGGCGGCGUCCCAGCGUGGAACCACCAUCAACGGCUAUCAUUCCCUGCACCAGCAGCAACAGCAGCAGCAGCAACAGCAGUCGCAGCAAUCGCAGCAGCAACAGCAACUGGCUCACCAGCAACUGUCGCACCAGCAGCAACAGGCAUUGCACCAGCAACUGUCGCACCAACAGCAGCAGCAGCAGCAACAACAGCAGCAGCAACAGCAACAGCAGCAGCAGCAACACCCGCACUCGCAGCUGAAUGGCCCGCAUCCGCAUCCGCACUCCCAUCCGCAUUCGCAUCCGCAUCCGCACGCGGGCCAGCACACGCAUUCCACAAUCGCUGCAGCGGCAGCGGCAGCAGCAGCGGCCUCCGUGGUCAGCAGCAGCAGCAGUGCCGUUGCAGCGGCGGCCAUGCUGAGCGCCAGUGCAGCGGCAGCGGCAACGGCAGCAGCGGCGGCGGCGGGCGGAUCCCAGAGCGUCAUCCAGCCGGCGACGUCCAGCGUCAGCUACGAUCUCUCCUACAUGCUGGAGCUGGGCGGCUUCCAGCAGCGCAAGGCGAAGAAGCCGCGCAAGCCCAAGCUGGAGAUGGGCGUGAAGCGGCGCAGCCGUGAGGGAUCCACCACCUACCUGUGGGAGUUCCUGCUGAAGCUGCUCCAGGAUCGCGAGUACUGUCCGCGCUUCAUCAAGUGGACGAACCGGGAGAAGGGCGUCUUCAAGCUGGUGGACUCGAAGGCGGUGUCCCGCCUGUGGGGCAUGCACAAGAACAAGCCGGACAUGAACUACGAGACGAUGGGCAGGGCGCUGAGGUACUACUACCAACGCGGCAUCCUGGCCAAGGUGGAUGGCCAGCGGCUGGUCUACCAGUUCGUCGAUGUGCCCAAGGACAUCGUGGAGAUCGACUGCAAUGGCGUGUGAGGAUAUGAUAAGGAUGCCUGUACAUAUAGCUCGAUCCGAAGGCGAGUCGAGCUGGCAUGGCAAUAGGUUCUGGGGUGGGGUAAAAUCAACCGGCUAGCGGCAAUAGUGGCUAAAGGCCACGCGAGUUAGGGAUUUCUUUGUACAUGCGUUGAGUUUCUUGAGGUUAGCCAGCGAUAAGCAUAAGUUACAUCUAGCUGAUAGUCCCCAUACGCGUACAUAUAUACUUAUAUAUAUAUAUAUAUUCACACCCUGUGUCCUGUACCCUAUACAUACACCCAGCUAAAUCGGCGGUAAUUAAUGAUCUAUUCAUUGGCGUUAGUGUUGUACUUGUAACUGUAACUUUAAUUGUAAACUGUAACUGUAAUGAAUAUUGUUAUUAUUGGUUAUUAUUAUGAUUAUUACUAUUAUUAAUAUUAUUAUUGCUAUUGCUAUGGCGGAAGGAGGAAGGACGAGGGACGACCGAAUUGAUUCAUAUUGAUAUUCGAUAGAUGUGUGUAAUAUGUAAAUGAGUACGAACCCAUAUAGCUGCAAGAAAUUCUCUAUCUCUACUGAUCUAAAUCUAAAUGUAUAUGAGUAUGUAUAUGCCUAGCCUAAUGCCCUUUCAACUGUCCCCCACCCCCCGCUGCCCAAGGACAAACACAGUGCAGAGGAUAUAACUUUACACAUUAUAUAUCGGAUAUAUAUGCGGAUCUGAACGAUCUGCGUGGGUGUCUGUGCUUGGGCUAAUUGUUUUUGUUGCUUAUUUUAUAAAAGAAGAGAGAUGGAAAUUUAUUAUUUCAUAGUUUUAGCUAUUUGUACGAUUACGAUUAGGUUAUUUAUUUAAGUGUUUCUCCAGCUAAACCCCUUAACUUCCCCAAACCACAAACAAAAACACACACACACUUCCUAACUGGAGCUAAGAACCCAGACAACUGGUGGUCUAAACUUUCUUGUAAUUAUUAUUUGAUAAGUUUUGUAUAUUUACAACAUCAAAAGCAAAAAAAAACUCACAGGAUAAACCAGAAGAAAAGCACUCCUUGAGCCAUCGUUUAAGCAGUCCUAGAACACCGAACCAAACUCAACUUUCUCUCGAUCUGAUGUUUAUUUAUAAAGCGUAAAGUUAAACUAUCGUAUUCUUGUUAACGUCACACUGCCACAAAUCGAAACAAGCCUAACAGAAUGGAACAGAUCUGAACGGACAACCGAACAGAACCGAGAUACUGACCCAUAGUUUCAACAAUACUGCUACCGCAAUCCUCAAUGCAAUAUACCGACAACUUCUACAAUAAUUUCCAAACACUGCCCAAAACGUGCAAUCUCUGAAAAGGAAACCUUGAAUAGGAAAAGAGAAUAAAACCAACUCCUAGUUCUUUAAUCUAUUUCUUUAAUAGUUGCGUUCUCUAAGUACCUUUAUCUAUUAUUAUUAUUAUUAUGUGUACGUGAAGAUGAAAUCUACAAUAUAUCAUUUUGUUUAUGAUGAUUGGUGAUUGAUGAUGCAAAUAAACAAAGUGAGUCUUGAGUUCAACUCUGUUCAUUGUAAACAAUUUUUUAUGAUUAUUUUUUAUUUUUUAAAUAAAAUUAUUAUUUCAA